Molecule: messenger RNA, 687 nt
Organism: Sordaria macrospora k-hell
Lineage: Eukaryota; Fungi; Ascomycota; Sordariomycetes; Sordariales; Sordariaceae
Source: RefSeq, a predicted model, not a curated record
AUGUUCAUACCAAGCGUUAUCCUUCAACUGGCCGUUGUGGUCUUCCUGCCGAUCACGACUACCGCUCAAUUCACUACCUCUCUCCUGAACCGCAACACCGAACCAACCCUCAAACACCGUGAUCAAAUCCAAGGUCUGAACACCGCCACAGCUCCCAUGGGCCCCAAGCCAUCCCCAACCAAGACCUCGCUGACAUCUCCUGACACCGUUCUCGCCCGCGAAUUCGGAUAUGCGACUCCUUCGUUCAUCGCGACGGACUGCAAAAAUUCCAAAUACCAUAACAAGGUGCCCCCGAACCCGGACUGGUUCCCGGCCGACGGGCAAGGGGCCCUAGAAGGCAUUCAAUACCUCAAGACCGACCCGAACCUGUCCAAGUUCAAGUGGACGCCGUCGCUCCAGGGCAUGCCCGGGACCGGGCCCAGGGUGUGUGGACGGGUGUUCUGCGACAUGAAGACCAACACCAGCAUCUACUGGUGUAAUAGCAAUAUUUUACCGACCACGUUGGACAGCCCCUGGCUGAUUGGGACGGCGGCUAACACCCUCUAUAAUGAUGAUAAUUGUUGGGAAAAUCGCAACCGAAUUGGCAGACCGGGUGGGCGGCUCAAGGGCGAGAUUUGGACGGACAGUUUCUGGAGCGUCUUUAUUAGGCAUGAGUACUGUUGGAGGCUGCAAGAGGUGAACAAUUGA